Branchiostoma floridae (Florida lancelet) is the source of this 4620-nucleotide messenger RNA. Its product is annotated as segment polarity protein dishevelled homolog DVL-3-like. Gene Ontology annotation, cellular component: cytosol. The record is from RefSeq and is a predicted model, not a curated record. NCBI's taxonomy places the organism in Eukaryota, Metazoa, Chordata, Leptocardii, Amphioxiformes, Branchiostomatidae. Gene Ontology annotation, biological process: canonical Wnt signaling pathway; intracellular signal transduction. Gene Ontology annotation, molecular function: frizzled binding. The transcript has 19 exons. The coding region runs from base 118 to 2157 and encodes 679 amino acids.
UCAGAAUUACGUCGCUACAUUUGCAUAUUGGGAAUCGGACUGAAGACUGCGGCCAUUUCGGGUGCUAUUUUGGCCCAAUAUCCCCUCAGUUUCCCCUCCCUGGUGCCGUCUCCGGCCAUGGAGGAGACGAAAAUCAUUUACCACAUCGAUGAUGAGGACACACCGUACCUAGUGAAGCUCCCAAUCCCUGCCGAUCGCGUCACACUGGGCGACUUCAAAAAUGUCCUCAACCGGCCCAACUAUAAGUUCUUCUUCAAGUCUAUGGACGAUGAUUUCGGGGUCGUUAAAGAAGAAAUAACAGAUGAGACUACACGACUUACCUGCUUCAAUGGACGCGUUGUGUCUUGGUUGGUUCCAGCUGAAGGGACCCUUUCCGACACAUCGUCACAAUGUACAGACCCGCAGACAGACCUGCCGCCAGCCUUAGAGAGGACAGGGGGCAUCGGGGACUCCAGGCCACCUUCCUUCCAUGCAAAUGCAGCAGAAAGCCGGGACAACCUAGACAGAGACACAGAAUCCGAAUCAGUCCUCUCACAUAGAAGAGGUACGUUGGACCGUCACCGAAGAAGGGACAGACAUCACGAUGAUGUAACAAGAAUCAACGGUCACAGCAAGCAUGACCGCCAUCGUAGCGGCCAUGGCUACGAGAGCUCGUCAACGUUGAUGAGCAGCGACAUUGAUACAACAAGUUACUUCGAUUCCACAGACGAUGAUAGCAGAUUUAGCAGCACGACAGAAUGUACCACGUCAUCAAGAUUGAUGCGAGGCACCAAGCAUAGACGAAGGAGAAGGCGACCGCGUAUGCCUAGAGUUGCACGGAACGGAGCGCAGGACGUGGAUCUAGCCGAGUCUUCCUCCUUCAGCAGUAUAACAGAUUCCACAAUGUCGUUAAAUAUUAUCACAGUAACAUUAAAUAUGGAUAAUGUAAAUUUCCUGGGUAUCAGUAUAGUGGGCGAUGGCAAGGACGGCGGAAUUUAUGUGGGCUCGGUCAUGAAAGGAGGAGCUGUUGCAUUAGACGGGCGGAUCGAGCCGGGAGACAUGCUUCUUCAGGUCAACGACGUCAACUUCGAAAACAUGAGCAACGACGACGCUGUCCGAGUAUUACGCGAGAUUGUACAUAAACCAGGUCCUAUCAAACUAGUGGUUGCCCAAUGUUGGAAUCCUGAGCCAAGAGGGUACUUCACAAUACCAAGAUCAGCGGAACCCAUAAGGCCGAUAGACCCUGCUGCAUGGGUGUCUCAUACAGCCGCUAUGAGGCAAGACUACCCAGGUGGGCGGCCAGCCAUCAGUCCCUCCAUGAGUACCAUGACGUCAACUUCAUCCUCUAUCACCUCCUCCAUACCGGAGUCGGAAAGGUACGAUGAGAUGCCGUUGUCGAUCAACACGGACAUGUCCUCCAUUGUCAAGGUCAUGGCCUCGCCGGACUCCGGACUGGACAUCCGCGACAGAAUGUGGCUGAAAAUAACCAUACCAAAUGCCUUCAUAGGUUCAGAUGUAGUAGACUGGUUACACACCCACGUGGAAGGGUUCAACGACCGGAGAGAGGCCAGGAGAUACGCCUCUCAGAUGCUGAAGGCAGGCUACAUCAGGCACACAGUCAACAAAAUCACCUUCUCAGAACAGUGCUACUACAUCUUUGGCGACCUCUCGCAGGUCAACAGGGACAUGGCCAACUUGUCGCUAGAGGACCGGGAAGGAAGCAGUGAAACUGACCAGGACACUCUCGCUCCCCUUCCCGGGGCACCCUGGGCACUGGUCGGUCCCCACAUGCCCAUCCCGGGCAGCCACCUGCCCUACACGGGUGUUUACCAGCCCAAAACUGCAGGGUACGCCGUCCCACCCGGGCCGUACUCCAUCGACGCACCUCCGUACGCUCCAAACUACAGGGAAGGAACAGCCAGCCAACAUAGUGGCAGUCCUGAGGAGCAGUGUUGUAAGAGACCCACUCCCACCUUCGUUACCUUCAAACCUAAUGAUGAAGCAGCGGAUCCAACCGAAGUGGAAAGAGAAGCACUAAAGGAGAUGGAGGCAAUAAGUCAGGCGGAAGUGGAAGUGAAUCCGACAGCACCAGCAAGCGAAGUCGAGCCCCCAGCGAGAGAAGCCUCCCCCCUCUCCCACCGCUCCCCCCUCCCCUCCCUCCAAAACCUGGCCAGCUAGCAGCCAUGCCGGCCGACCUCAGCGGGAGCAGACAGUCCUUCCGCAUGGCCAUGGGCAACCCGUGUGAAUUCUUCGUGGACGUGAUGUGAAACCAACGUGCAGACUGGACGUUGUAUGGUAGAGAAUCGGAAACGGGAAUUUAGUUUUCCUUGCAAAAAGGUUGUGAUUCUGAAUGCAAUUUCUUUGUUGACAAACAACAUUCUAAAAGUUUUUAAAACAUGCACCCGCUGUAGUUCCUUACAAGAGUACUUUUUAAGGAAGCCAACAAAAUGGCUUUCCACUCCGUUCUCUACAAUACAAUAUCUUCUCGUCCAGUCUACAAAUAACCUCCUCCCUUCUGAAGUGCCCGUUUAAUGCCAAAUUUUUAUUGGUGAUGGGGCUAUGCAGCAGGGAGAUCGUUAUUGUUCAAUAGAGUUUCACUCACAUCAACCUUUGCCAAGAAGAAAGUGCAUUGUUGUCAGCAGGGAGGCACCAAAACUUCUUAAAGAGGAGCUAAUAGGAACAAGAAACGAUGGAAAGUAGUAGGCAAGAAUGGAGACAGCGGAGGACUGUUUAACUGUAGGCCCUAUGCACUUCUAGGUGUGCCCUACAAGAAAAGGACUUUGCCACUAGCCUCUACCUAACAGCGUUUGCGAAACGUCAAGUGCAUAUUGUACAAAGGAAAUCCUUUUUGCAAAAAUCAUGUAAUUAAGAGAAAUUUUUGUAUUGAUAUCUAUGUAGUGGCAGUUUGUGAACUUGGAGCACUUUUGAGCUCAGAGUCUAAUGUUGUUGGGCUUGAAAGAAGUGUACAACAGCAAUGUAGAGCAGUGAACUUAGUAGCGCAUUGAGCAACACCAUUCACCUUUGUACCAAGAGAUUAAUAUUUAUGUACUAGCUAGUAUAUCUCUCUCAAACCAACCAAUUUAUUUGUUAGGGAUGAUUUUAGGAAUGCCGAGCAGUUUGCAUGGUUUUGUUUGAACCAUCUUCCAGCGAAUGCCAGCUGCACACGACUCUGUUCAGAAAUGUGCUAUUGUUUACAGUUUUGCCAAUAUUUGUCAUGCUAAGACGUAACACUGGUCAAUUUACAUUUACGGAAAUGCUGACAAUUUAAAGUCUUAUAAAAGAUGGAACUUUGAGCCAUGAAACCAUCAGAACGGGCUUCCUAAAUGUGAAACGACCAGCGCUAUAUGAAGGAGAUGACAACUACAUGUACUUCUUGUCUUUGGCUUACUUUAGCAAACAGCACCAUCUCUAUUCUGUUAUUUUAACUUUUAGCAUUCUAUAUUUGCCUCAACUAUGUAGAUGCCAGUGCAAGGACAAAUUGAGUGCUAACAGUUAAGGGUGGUGUUCUUCUAUUUCUCUCAGAGUCUCUGUGUAUGCAGGCAUGCAAUACCAGUAGUGAAUGGUCAAACUGCUGUUGUAAUACUGUAGAAGACAAGCCCAGAUGUUUCUGGAGUGGGUAUGUCUUUGAUUUGUACCAGACAUACCCGUGCUAUUGCUGUUGACAUGUAACGGUCAGACAGUGUUUUAUCAGUGGAGUAUCCCCAAUGUUAGUGCCAACAUUUUUUGUGUAACAAAUGUUUCUGUCUGGUUCCUGUAUAUGUGGUCGACAUAAUUCUCUUUUGGUACCUUUAUAUCUUCUCUUGCCGUCAAGAGAAAGCCACAUUUUAAGCAUAUGUUUAUACCUGUACAGUUUUUGCCUGUGAUUUGUUGGUAGUGUAUGGUAGCACGGCCACCGUUUCUCAACAAUACAUGCCUCAGUAUAUGGAAGGGAGACUGUGUUCUCCCAAUUUACUGUAAUACUGAUUCCAAUAUGUCUUGUUUUUGUCAAAAGUUGUUUUAGCAUUGUAUGUAUAAUGCACUUCAAAUUUGCACCUAUUGUAACUGUUAGUAUAUUUUGACUUCAUUCGUAGCAUUUUUUCUGGAAAGUCUCCUUUGUAGAUUGAAAGUGAAUGUCAGUACAAACGUGUAGUUGAAAGUUAUUUUGUCAGCCAAACCCAUUUUUUGCAGGACAGGCCCUCCGUCAAGGGUAGUAUUUUCUGGGUUUUCGUUUUGCCUUACCCUCCCCAUAUCCUUAGUCUCAACAGUCAUUUAGUAGAGUAAGAAUAGAACUGUGUCUUCUUAGCCUUUAUCAUCACACUACACCUUAUACACACUGCUUUUAAAAUGUGUAAGACUAUUCUUCCUGAAGUUCAAGACAUGUUCAUACAUCCUUGUAGAUUAUGUACAGAAAAAGUUAACAAUCUUAAACCGGCUUGUAACUAGAAGAAACAUCACACAUUUGUAGUUGUUACUGCCAUUUAUUUUGGACUUCAAUGGACGAAUAGUUUACAUUUCAUUAGAGGUAAAGAAUGGAUACACCCAACCUAGGUAUGUAAUGGGGAAGGGGAGGGAGUCGACUCCAACCAUAUCUGCCUUAUGCCUUUCCAAUGCUGUGAGGCCUUUGUUCAUACAAUAAAAGGAAAACUCACAGAGUACUUAAAA